Trichomonas vaginalis G3 is the source of this 393-nucleotide messenger RNA. Its product is annotated as organellar and viral DNA polymerase type B. The transcript has a single exon. Bases 1 to 393 code for a protein of 130 amino acids. The record is from RefSeq and is a predicted model, not a curated record. Lineage: Eukaryota; Parabasalia; Trichomonadida; Trichomonadidae.
AUGUUUGAGAUGAAGAGAGCAAUUGACGCCUUAGUUGUUUUAGCUGGUUUUAUUUCAAUGUAUAACGCAAAAAUGAACCCGCAAUGUUCAAAAUGUAAGGCAGCAAUUAGGAAAUAUAACUACUCAGUCAAAGAGAUAGAAAGAAUGAGAAACGACUAUGCAGACUUAAAGAAAGAAGCAGAAAAGCCAGCAGAAGAUAAAAUGAACAUGUUAGAAUUUCUGAACAAAAACUAUCCAACAGCAGAAGAUUUCCUUCUAUCUGACGUCAAGAAGAAGUAUAAAGAAACCUUCGGUAUUGUUAAAACUUUUGACAUACUGACAGAAGAAAUAGAAGCUACGAAAUUGUUUAGGAUUUCAAAUAUACAUCGUACAAUUCAUGUAAAACGCUUGUGA